GAGCUGGGGGAUCCCAACAUCCUGAUCUGCUACGUGGACAAGUUCUGGCCAUCCGUGAUCUCCAUCACGUGGCUGAGGAACGGGCAGGAGGUGACGGACGGUGUCCUCGAGACCGUUUUCUACCCACGGGAUGACAACACCUUCCGCAAGUUCUCCUACCUGCCCUUCAUCCCCAUCCGGGGGGACUACUACGACUGCCGCGUGGAGCAUGAGGGGCUGCCCACCGCCCUCCUGAAGCACUGGGAGCCCCAGGUACCCCUCCCCGCCUCUGAGAGCACCGAGACCCUGGUGUGCGCCCUGGGCCUGGCCGUGGGCAUCGUCGGCAUCAUC
Molecule: messenger RNA, 330 nt
Organism: Fulmarus glacialis (Northern fulmar)
Lineage: Eukaryota; Metazoa; Chordata; Aves; Procellariiformes; Procellariidae
Product: HLA class II histocompatibility antigen, DR alpha chain-like
Exons: 2
Biological process (GO): immunoglobulin production involved in immunoglobulin-mediated immune response; positive regulation of T cell activation; antigen processing and presentation of exogenous peptide antigen via MHC class II
Cellular component (GO): MHC class II protein complex
Molecular function (GO): MHC class II protein complex binding
Source: RefSeq, a predicted model, not a curated record